AUGCUCAAGUCAAAGUGGGCAACACAGCCCGACGAGGCAGACAAAACUCCAGCGCCAGUCGCCGACAGGGCCCCGCCAAAGCCACAACCACCGUCUGAGCCAGCAGCACCAGCACUAGCCCAGAGUAGUCAUGCAACGGUUGCCAGCGCGUCCUACGACCCCGCCUAUGACGACCCCUCAAUAGACCCAUUCGCUCAAACCGCAAGCACCGACGACCUAUUCUUUGACGAUGAUAUCACGCCUAUUGCUGAGCCAGUCGUCGAGGCAAACCCACCAGAGCUGCAGCCUUCCGCCCCCGAGUUUGUCCCUGAAGAGCCAAAGCCACCUGUCGCACCACAGGCGCAUUUGGCGCCGCAAGCCCCAAGAGAGCCCAGGAACAACGACAGAGGAAGCCGCGGCCGUGGACGAGGAAGGGGCCGCGGGAGGGGCCGUGGGGGCCAUAACACUGAUAUUCGGCUCGAACAAAACGACAAAAAGGCUGUCGAGGCGCCAAAAGAGGCGGAGCCAGUGACUGCGGACAAGGUCGCUACAGAAAAUGCUGACUCUUCAUCCGCCCCUCCAUCUGCUCCCACAGAACCAAAAGAAAAGCCAACCCACUCUGUGCGCGGCGACAGGACACUGACUGGUGGCGCCGCACGCACACGCCUGACCGAGGACGAAUUGAAUGCUAAGCUUGCCAACAUGCGCAUCAAGAACGAAGCCCGCCAAACCGCCCACGCUCGCGCCGAAGCCGAUAAGGGCAACUUUGAGGCUCGCGAAGCAGUCAUGCAGCAGCAGGACAUAGAGCGUAAGAAGGCACUAGCUGAGAAGCAAAAGGCCGAACGCCAGAGUCGUCAGCAGAUGAUGGGUGAGCGCGAGAGGAACCGACAGCGCAAGUUGAAAGCACAACAGGGCAGAGAGUGGGACUUGGAGAAAGAGGAUGGGUUUUCAGGCAUUGGAGACGACAAGCGCAGAGGUGCCGCCAGAGGUGCUCACGGCGGUAUUGCGCCCUCACGGCCAGCUAACAAUGGAUUCAACGGCGACGAUUUCAAUGAGCCUAUUUCGCAUUCUGGCCGGGGACGUGGCAGAGGCCGCAGUGGAAGAGGAGGCCGAGGUGGACGUGGCGACUAUGACGGAGCGGGAUCGAGAUCAGCAGAGCAGAAGAAGUUUGACAAUCCCCCGCCUUCUGCUGAGGACUUCCCAGAGCUUCCUCCAGCAAAAGGUAAAGCUGUUGAAACCAAGGAUCCGGAACCCGAACCCGAACGUCCAACUAUUCAGAAGCAAGACUCCUUUGGGUUGCCAUCGCCAAUGGAAAAGGGCCGUAGCUGGGCUGAUGAAGUAGGCUCAUAGAAAGAGCUAUUCCGAGAAGAGACCCCCGCAAGGGAAAUGCCAAGGGUAUACGUUGUAGAUGUGGAAAUCCAAAAAUCGGAUAUCACAGCUAUAGCGGCUGUAUCAGAGAAGGGACCUUAUACCGGUUAUGAAUGUGACAUUGACACCAACGGCAAGGAUGAUGAAAGAAAAGGGCAAAUGGCGAUAAAACUGUUCUCUGACGAGUCGGAAAAAACAGAUCGAGGUUCUGAGUGGUCCGAAAGCGGGGACGGUUCUUACGAAUCCCUUUCAACACAGCCAUUCCCAUCUCUGCGCGGCGGAGGCAGUUUAGAAGGAGCCAGUGAGGAAGACUUUUCAAGGUAUAUCUCCUUGCAGUCUUUCUUGCUCAUCGUGAGAAAGCUUCUGACCUCUUU
Messenger RNA from Bipolaris maydis ATCC 48331, 1721 nucleotides. RefSeq lists its product as uncharacterized. NCBI's taxonomy places the organism in Eukaryota, Fungi, Ascomycota, Dothideomycetes, Pleosporales, Pleosporaceae. The record is from RefSeq and is a predicted model, not a curated record.